This is a messenger RNA of Sebastes umbrosus (honeycomb rockfish), 1612 nucleotides long. RefSeq lists its product as uncharacterized. The coding region runs from base 433 to 1302 and encodes 289 amino acids. The record is from RefSeq and is a predicted model, not a curated record. Lineage: Eukaryota; Metazoa; Chordata; Actinopteri; Perciformes; Sebastidae. The transcript is spliced from 5 exons.
CACUCUGAGGGCCUUUUGAUGUGCAUGACUUCAAGGUAAACAGCAAAGGGGAUUUCCAGGUUAUAUUCAAUGCAUGCAGGUUGGGUUGUGUUCCUACACUGCUAUCACUGCUUCCUCUCUCUGUGUUCUGUUGUAGCGGCCGUGCUUCAGGGGGUUCAUUUUAGUUUUGGCAGCAGACCUCGUCCCCAAUUUUGUUCCAAGUUCUGUCUGCGAUGCCAAUACUGUUGUUCUUUGGAUAUUUCACAAAUAAAUUAAGAAAGAAAGAAUACCCUCAACAUUUGGAUUACAUUUUUUUUUCCUAACAGAGGGACAUGCUGCUUUAAUUGCUUUUUGCUCUCAUUUUAAUUUUGCAUUUUCUCUGGAGGUGGUGUUAUUAUUCCUGCUGUAGUGGCACCCCUGCUGCACAAGUACAGAGGAAAUGGUGCGCCAUUGAUGAGGUCAUGGACAAAUUCCUCUCUCUGUUCUCUGUCUACAUCAGCAGGUGUUAUGGAUCUACAGUAUUUCCUGAGCUGGAGAGUUGCCCUGCUGCUUCUCUUGAUGCCAUAUGGGCUCCAGUGUAUGUCAGUGCACAUCCUCAACGAGGAGCCCGUGCACGUGUUGCCAGAAUCCAGUCUGGUUCUGAAAGCUCGGAUUGAGCACGGACCCCUGGAAGAGGUCUCCGUGGUGACCUGGGAAUGGGAGGCCGAAACUGGGAUCACCCCAGAGAGAGUGACAUUGGCCACGUGCCCCGGCAGAGGCCUCGAGUGCGCUGGUACGAGGCCAAAUGUCCACGCGAACGUGGAGCAGCAGGAGACGACACUUCAGAUUAAUGGAUACAGCCAAGCGGAAAGCGGCGUGUUCGCUGUGACUGUGACGGAUCACAGAGGGGCCAAGACCACGGCACACUGCAUCGUCAGGGAAUACGAGGCAGUGCACCACGUCUCCGUCAGCAUCAACGUGUCUCACUCCUCGCUGGUUUGUGGCGAGGCCUGGGGGACAGACCCCCACUUCGGCUGGUUCCACGAGAGAGUCGCCAUCACCAAGACUGUGGGAAGAGUCUCCAAAAAUGGGACGACGUUGUUAGUGACCAAGACUCCCAUCUGUGGCCACUUCACCUGCGUGGUCAGCAACAAGCUGGGCCACAGUUCUGCCACCUACACGGCAGCACCUUGUGAGACAGAGGGCAGCGGGACAACAGCAGCUGUACUGUGUCCCAUCCUCCUGCUGCUGUUCGGAGGAGUGGUGGCAUUUCUGCUGUGGAGGCGACACAGGCACAGUAACAGAGGAGAGAGGCUGCACGAGCAUUUGGAUGACACCAUCUAGAAAAGGCCCAACAUGCAUUUCUGUUAUACAUAUGGAGGAGAACACCAGACGAACUGCGAGGCAGGUACUUCCUGUCCUGUGAGCAGUAUGACCUUAGACUGCAUUGGAACAAUGUGACGAGUGAACUGCUUGCUGGCAAAUGAAAAAAAUAUCUAAAAAUGGGUAUUCAGCUUGAAGUGCCAGCAAUGUCUUUACACUGCCUCCUGCUGGGCUGCACCUGACACUGUGUAUUUAAUAAAGUAAUCUGUUUUUUAAGCUUGUAUCAGCUGCAUUCAAAUGUUGCCUUCAUAAUAAAAAUCCUUUACCAGAA